This is a messenger RNA of Lodderomyces elongisporus, 1119 nucleotides long. RefSeq lists its product as uncharacterized. The record is from RefSeq and is a predicted model, not a curated record. The transcript has 2 exons. Bases 1 to 1119 code for a protein of 372 amino acids. Lineage: Eukaryota; Fungi; Ascomycota; Pichiomycetes; Serinales; Debaryomycetaceae.
AUGAAAAUUUUUAAGAAGCUUUUUAACACCGCCUCCAAGUCAAAGGAGGCAGAACCAGCCGAACGCAAUGUUCGGUAUCCAAUUCCAGGGGAGACAUCAGGCUCACCAGUAUCGGUUCCUUCACCGGCUACAGGGUCGGAAACCUUCUACGAGGUAGAUUUAGGCGCUGAAGACGUGGAGGAAAAGAAGCUGGUGAGGAGACAAUUCCCCCUGUUUAGACCAUUUGGAUGGUUUAAAGAGAGGAGAGAGGAGAAGGAGUUAGCUGAAAGGGUUCUUUUGGCUAAGGGGAUGGUUGCCGGCAUUCCAAACGUAGAGUCAUACUGUCCUCGACUGUGUCAGGAAAUCAGAGCUUCAAUGGGCUUCUCGGAUUCCGAAUACGUACAGUCCAUUUCUCAAGGACUCACAAAACUUGAGAAUGGAAAUUACAAAUCGGGUGAUAGGAAGUUUAUUGUACACCGGGUCACAAAGAGAGAAUUUGAAAAUGUGAUCAGGUGGCUCCCUGAAAUACUUGGCGAGGACGAGUAUGAGUCGCUACUUAUACCUGUCCUUCAAUUAGUCGAGAUGCAGUUAAAGACGAAAACCAAAUACUUCGUUGUAACACGCAAUCUCGACUAUAGGACAGAGUUUUUAUUGGAAUACAAGUUUUCCCGGAAUGGCAAGGAAUCUGCUAUAUCACGUCGCCAUCCCAACAAUUUCAGGCUCACAGAAACUCGGAAGUUCCCAGAAAAUGAGGCUUGGGAUUGGUGGGAUAAUUAUCGCUUUUUAGAAGACGUAUCUUUUCUAGCUGCCAAAGAAAGAUACGGCUUCAAGUUUGUAAUAUGUGCUGCAUAUGCAGAUGAUGGGGACCAUAGAGUUUGGUAUUAUAUUGAUGAUUGGUUUAAAGACAGUCCAAGCGGGGUCUCUCGAUUAGGUCAGAGUAGGCGCAAAUUGUCUGAGAAGUAUGCUCUUUGGAUUUACAAUCUUUUCAAUUUUCAUUUGAACCUGGUGGAAGGUCCAUUGAAGAUGAAGGACUUUGAUCGCAUAUAUCAACGUCCUAGAAAAGAAAAAUCCUUUAUUCAGAGAAAGUUGGCCGAAAUGUUUUGCUGCGAUCUGAGACCCUCAAGCUCUGAAUCAAUCUGA